AUGGCGCCUGUAACGCGGCCCAAACAGCCAGGGAAUGAAUCAGGGGGGUACCGGCCAGUAUAUCAAGACGACGACCGUGACGGAUCGGAGGGUGGUGUCGGUGAUGGUGAUGCUUCCCCCAGUGACGGCGGCCAUAUUGGACAAGGUCGGGAUGCUCGAGGGACAUUUCGGGAAGGGGGUUUCCUCUCGCGGCCUUCGCGAUCUGAGAAUCGCUUCCGGGUUGCAACGUUCGUUCUUGCCGCGCUGCUGGUUAUUUUAGUUGGGGUCAACGCCUUCAUGGCGCUGCCCUUCGCCUUCAAGGGAAGGAACGACUCUUGUCCCUGCCGUCCCAAAGAUGUACCUCAGUACUUUCAGACUUCACCUGAAUUAUGGGCCGGUCCUACGCCAACAGGAAAACCUGCUUUCAUGGCACAGACACGAACUUUCGACCCAACCGCUACCUAUGUGCCAAAUGAGCCAUUACAGACCUCCAUUCCUAUCGAGGGAAUGGGCUCGGGGAAUGAGAGUAUCUUCAAGCUUAUGGGCUACUUAUCCCCCUACACACCUUCUCCAGGAUUUGGCGUGGACGAGUUUCCACUUCCUGCUGGCGCAGAGAUUCUUCAACUUCAGAUGCUCUCUCGUCAUGGAUCGCGAUAUCCUACGACAGGAUCCUCGGUUGCCCAGCUUGGGCAGAAGAUUGCCAAUGCCUCAGAGAUAUUCAGUCCAAGAGGCCAACUCUCGUUUCUCAGGGACUGGAAAUACCAACUCGGUGCCGAAAUCCUUGUGCCCAAGGGUCGCGAGGAGCUCUUCCAAUCAGGUGUUUUACACAGCUACAUGUACGGAAGUCUGUAUAACCCGAACAGCAAGAUUAUCGUUCGCACAACUACGCAAGACAGAAUGCUCAAGUCUGCCGAGAAUUGGAUGGCUGGGUUUUUCGGACUGGAGUGGCCCAGAAAUGCUACCAUUGAAGUCAUCAUAGAACAGAAGGGAUUCAACAAUUCGUUGGCCGGGUCUUUAAACUGCCCGAACGCCAACGCCAAAUCUUCAGGAAACGAAGCUGUCCAUACAUGGAUACACGAGUACCUCAAAGAAGCCCAGACACGAUUCCAGUCAAUGACAGAAGGGUUUACAUGGACUAUUGAAGAUGUUUAUGCUGCUCAGACCAUGUGCCCAUAUGAAACUGUUGCCUAUGGCUUCAGCAAAUUUUGCGACCUCUUUACGUAUAAGGAGUGGCGAGACUUUGGAUAUUCUACUGAUCUAUUUUUUUCUGCUAUAAGCGGAUUCCACAGCCCAACGGGGAGAGCUGUUGGCCUCGGCUAUCAGCAAGAAACCAUGGCCCGACUUAAAAAUCAUACUCUGGGAUACUCUGGCUCACAGAUCAACGUCACACUCGACAAUAAUACGGAAACAUUUCCCUUGAACCAGAGCCUCUACUUCGACUUUUCACAUGAUACUAAUAUAGUGUCAAUUUUGACAGCCUUUGGACUCAGGCAAUUUGCCGAGGAGCUGCCUGCCAAGGACUAUCCCGGAGACCACAACUUCACCGUCUCACAUGUGACGCCCUUUGGGGCACGACUCGACAUGGAAAUCAUUCAAACUCCCAAGCCGCUGUCUCCGAAUCGAGAUGGCUAUCUCCGUGGCGGGAAGACAAAGUAUAUCCACUUUAUCCUGAAUCAGCGGACGCUACCCUUGGGCAAGAGCUUCCCAGAAUGUGAUGCCAGCAGGAGGGACGGGUGGUGCGAGUUAGACGCAUUCAUUAAAGUUCAAGACGGCAUGGCAGCCAGGGCCAACUUUGAUCACGCUUGCUUCGGAGAUUACCCUGCUGUAAAAUAUGGAGAGGCGACUGACGGUGUUCCGCCGUAA
This is a messenger RNA of Metarhizium brunneum ARSEF 3297, 1842 nucleotides long. RefSeq names its product 3-phytase A. Gene Ontology annotation, molecular function: acid phosphatase activity. The record is from RefSeq and is a predicted model, not a curated record. Lineage: Eukaryota; Fungi; Ascomycota; Sordariomycetes; Hypocreales; Clavicipitaceae.